AUGCUACAGAUAAAUAUAAUUUUUCAACGCAAGUGGGCAUCGACGAGUCAAGCGCUUCUACGCACGCACCAACGAAACAUUCCGUUGCAAGAGGCAAAUUACCGAUUCCUGCGCAAUGAAUCCUCAGCAGACAGCGCACCAGAUCCAAGCAUCAUUGCCGAGAUGACACCUACUUGGUUACGACGGUCGAUGACGACCCACUUCCAAAUAUCACGCCAAAGGAUCACCGUCAAAUUCCCGACUCUUCAAGAUUAUUCGAGCGCAUUCCGAAGUUUCUGUCAGAAAAUGCUGGUGACCAUGAAAUUGAGUGUGAUAGGCUACGCUCUGACGUCUCUCUACUUGUGGCAGCCAGGACUUGCCACUAUCAUCGUGAAUCGGACAAUCGACGAUGAGCUUGGUGACUCUGUGACCGGCCUUCGACCGGUCUACUUCCCGACGGAGAACGUAUGGGACGACCAAACGUGUGACAGUAGCAAGUGCUCUCAUGUUCCCUCCGUAGCCCAGGCGGUCAAUGGGACAUAUACUGCGGGGACACACCGCCCCACGAUGGGGUUGAUGGGAAUCAGUAUGCAGUUUACUGAUGGCACCAUAGCUCUCACCAGCGCGAACUUCACUGUUGAUGGCGAAGCUCCAGUAUUCUUCACAAUCGAAGACUCUCCAUAUGCCAACCAUACGCUAAACAUCACUACCAAGGGUCCUGUAACCUUAUACGUCAACUUCGACUACGCAAUCUACACGGGCCAUUAUUGGGGCUACAGCAGGUGGUAUAGUGGCGUUGAUCCUUGUCAUCUUCCCUUUGGUCUGUUGGCCGCCAAUCUUGGUCGUGGAUACCGCUCAGGUAGCACUCCGCCUCCGUUAGCCGGAAAACCAGAGUUGCAAUGGCGGGCUUCAUUUGGUAACUGUGGUAUGACUGCCUGGGAGGCUGUCGAAUGGUUUGGGAAUUGGGUAGAUGAUAGCGUUCCGGGGGAUAAUACCAACGAAACGCUUUUGGCAGCAUUGGAAAUUUUGUAUCGGAGGCACCUGUCCACUGCCGCGACGAUCCAGUUACAAAGGAUAUUCGCCUAUGGAGAUGAGGCUGCAGAAUUCGGAAUUGGGGGACGUACGAGUGUUGUGGCUUGUGGCCCUGAUCUGACCGUCGUGUUUUUGGUAUUUAUGAUGAACAUCUGUUCGCCUUGGAGGUGGUUCUCGACGUCAUAUCCAAGGUGCAAGUGGGAUUCGAACGUUUGGGGUCCUAUUGAAAACUUUCAAAGCGAAAAUCGGAUAAGCUUCGUAAUUUUGUCCCUUUGCUUAAAGACCAUCUUCUGGCACGAAUACUGGUCAACAUCAGCAGACGACACUCACACAAUGGACUUCCUGUGGGUUCAUUGGUUUGGUCACGACACAGAGUAUCGCAGCGGAUUCAAAGCCUGUUGUUUGCCCCGCAUCAGAUUUUUUGACGGAAAUGAGGACCGCGCAUUUGGAUUCUUGGACCCCAAUGAUAUCAUUCGAGCCGCACAUCUCAUGCCUGCUUUCUCACAAGGCUGUUCCCGAGAACCCCUGGGCCGUUCCAUUUCUCACAACCAAAAAAGACGAGGAGGAGUGGCUAAGAUAUUACGUUGGCAUGAUCUUGUUGUGGAAGACGACACUGAGGAGCAAUUAGAACAAGUGGACGAAGGGGCUGAAGAAGAGACUAUGGAUGGGGAUGAUCAUGAGAGCAGCGAAGGUUCAUCAUGUGGCGGGGAGGAGGGUGACUAUGGGUACGAGGACGAAGAAGACUCCAGGGUUGACGAGGAGAUGGAUGGCGAGGCGGAAGUGGUUGACAAGUUCCCCAACGACGAGUCUGACGGCUCCGCAGACUCGUAA
Molecule: messenger RNA, 1842 nt
Organism: Laccaria bicolor S238N-H82
Lineage: Eukaryota; Fungi; Basidiomycota; Agaricomycetes; Agaricales; Hydnangiaceae
Exons: 12
Coding region: 1-1842 (613 amino acids)
Source: RefSeq, a predicted model, not a curated record